AUGGCUAGAGGGAUGCAGGGCCUGACCUGUUCCCUAAUCUCUUGCCUGAACCAAAACCUCUGCCUGCCCCAAGGAGCCCUAGGUCUUGCAGGGAAAAGAUGUGGAAGUCCUGGGGUCCAUUAAUUAAAACCCAGCAGAUUACAGUACUGAAAAAAAGCACAGCACACACACACACAUAGAGGUGUAGCACCCAGAGUCUGGAUAAGAAACUUCUGGGUGCCCGGUCCCAGCCCCUCUUAGUUACUUUCUUUAGACUCUCUGUCAGUAGAAAAUUCCUUCUCCCCCAUUUUGCAGAGGUAGACACUGAAGUACAUAGAGAUCACAUGCUUCUGUCUGGAGGUCUUGUGGUAUGAGCCCCUGGCCAUAGCUAGAAUGGAUUCCUUCUAGGGUAUUGAGUGGUGUGGGGGAGUAGAAGAAGAGGCUCUCUGCUGAACUUGCCAGGUGGUGCCCCUGAGUAUACACAGUGGCUGAGCCCAACUGCAGCGGGCCUGAAGCAGGAGUAGGCUGGUACGAGAUAGAGCUUCCUAGGAUCCUAGGGAUAUGGGCACAGAUCAUAAGUCACUCUUGUGACUGCAAAGAGUCAUUUACCCAGGGCCAUACUCUGAGCUGCUAUUCAUGUAUUUUCUCUUAUAUGAUGCAAACAUGCCUCUCUGGGCAUUGGAUCUGAAAAGGGCUCUUUUUUCUCCUAUAGUUCAUUGUAACAUGGUUGGCUGAGGAGGGCAAGUAAACCUCAUAGAGAAGGAAAUGAACCUUCAGGUCCCUCUGCCCCUCUCCACUGAUCCCAGAGAGACAUGCUGAGCCCAUUUUUGUGCAAGGGGCUUUUACACCAUUCUCAUCAUCUAUUGAAGGUGGACUCUGUCAAACUCCAUUUGACAGAACAGCACAACCUAGUAGUUGGCAGCCCCUGCCAAGGAAAGCUUGCUUUGUGUUUCUACAACCAUUCCUACACACUAUCUCUUCUCUUCUGUAAAGACCUGUCUUUUUUGAGAGCUGAGGUUGGAGAGGGACAUCCUCAGAUAGGUAGUGUUUGGCAAGCACAUGGUUUUAAAUACCAGGUUUGACACAAAAAUACACUUUUUGCUUUUCUUUUAAAAAGCCAGAUCAUGGUUAGGUGCAGUGCACACCUCUAAUCAUAGCAUUUGGGAGGCAGAGGCAGGUGGAUCUUUAUGAGUUCCAGGCCAGCUAAAGCUACACAGUGAGACCCCAUCUUGAGAAACAAGCAAUAGAACAAAAAAGCAAAGCAAAACAAAGCAUCACAACUAACUAAUAAUAAACUGGGUUUAAUAUGUAUAUCCAAGAAUUCUCUACUUCCCACCCCCAGGAAAAGAGGGUUCACAGGAGGGGGGCUGUCACAGGUAGGUGAUUGAAACAGGCAUAAAGUGCUUGUGAGUAUGUUCUUGCCUGUUAAGUGCUUGGUUGGCAAGGCCUGAAUACUAACACCAACUGUGUUCUGUGUGUUCUGGAGUGUGAUUGCAGUUACUCAGAUGACCUCACAGUGUCAGUGCACCAGGAAUGAGGACUUUUGUUCCCACUGUUAGCAGACCAGAAAUCUGGUGGGACUGGAGAUAGAAUCUUGCCAGGCCAGUACUCCAUCUCAUCUCAGACUCAGAGAAAUUGACUCUUAGGUGUGUUUUCUUCUUGUGCAUUUUCAAGAACAUUCUUUUAGUUAAUAUGCGGGGGAGACUUCCUCAUUCUUCUACAUAACCUUUUGCUGAAGCGACAUUGUGCGAUAAAAAGGUCCCAGGAGAGACAGUGCAGUUUGGGCUCCGAAAGACAGAGAAUAUCGAUGCAGUAGGCUGGGCUGCUCCCAGGAGCUAAGAGGCCUGGACAGCUCUGUUGCUACCAGCAAGGUGUGGCCUUGGCUCACAGCCGUCUUGUGCUUUAGGACCAUGUGUUCAUUCAUGUCCAUGUUUAACUUUGCAUUUCUUUUCUUUCCUAUUUCUGGAUGGUGAUGCCUUUCCUAGAAAAGGAAGGUUAGACAGAGAUACCAGUGAGUCUCCUGAACAGGACUGGAAGGAAGGAAAAGGAUGGUGGGGGACAGAUGUCAGAGCUUUGUGUCUGGGCAAAAGCUAGUUGGGGGUCAUGGCCUGUGCUGAGGGCACAGUGGAGGGCACAUUGAAGCUGUAUUCACAUCCAUCAACAUGGGCUCUGGGGGUUCCAGUUAAUUGAGGCUGAUUCUAAAUUGGGAGGCUUAAGAAUUAGUAAUUGUCCUCCAGUGACAGCAGACCAGAGCUACACAGUGCCACCCAGACAGAUCAGGAAUCAUGCAGGGCUUCUUCCCUUUUACUAUGUGGGGGCUCUGAGAGCUGCCUACAGAGGCCAGGUAUCAGGAACACCUGGUUCAGGCCAGGUGCUCAGGCCUGUUCUGUGCAGGUCUAGUAUACAGGGUUUGUAGCCUGCCUGUGUUUAUAUUGAGCUUCUGGGAUACUCCCAGAGGCACAUCUGUGUGUACUGGUUCUGGCUUACCCUCUACUCAGCCACCUCCAGAUCCCCCCCCCCACCCCAAGCACCUUAUGUUUCCCACAAGACGACAUGGCUUUGUGCGUAGGAGAGUAACGCUUGACUGUGGACACAGGUGACAUAGCCAGGCUUGCUUUUACCCAAGGGGACUGGGCUGCUUAAGGGAGAGUAAACACCUCAUCUUAAGGAGUGUUCAAGCAGAUAUUGAAUGUACUAUUCUCACCUUCCUAGUCCCUGAAGGCCAGAGGGCUGUGGUUGAGCUUCUCAACAGUUGGCACUGAGCAGGUACUAGGUUGCCAAGCUUGUCAAUUUGGACUGUCUGGAGGCUGACAGAGUGCUUCCCCUUCUUGGCAUUCCUAGAAUGUGACCCAUAAGACCCCCAGCAAGGUCAGGUAAGGGUCACAGUGGGUGUGGAUGUAUCUUUGAUAUGUAUAUAAAUGGUGGAUACAGAUUCCCAUGCUGUUCUGAGCUAAGGUUCUAAAGGGUGACAUGGCCCUACUGUGUAUUGGGUAUGUGUAGAUGGUGGUGGUCAACAAUGAGGACAUGGUUGGGGGGGCUGCUAUACACAGUCAGAAUGACUAUUCCUUCCUGCCCCACACCCCCUCACAUUUCUGCCCCAGGCAAGAUCCUCUAGCUCCUGUGGUUCUCAGCCUUCCUAAUGCUGCAACACUUUAAAUACAGUUCAACUUGUUGUGGUGACCCACAACCAUAAAAUUAUUUUCAUAGCUAUUUUGUAACUAAUUUUGCUUCUGUUGUGAAUUGUAAUGUAAAUAUCUAAUAUGUGACCCCUUUGAAAAUGCCACUUGAUUCCCAAAGGAGUCACAACCUACAGAUUGAGAACCACUACACUCCCAGUCACCUUGGGUCCUGACCUCAUGUUCCCCCACCCUUGGGACAGAGGCAUCUGCCAGAGUUCAUCCUUGCUCCUGGGAAAGAGGGCCCAGCAGAUGGUUUCAAGGUCUCCAGGAAUCAGAGAGAUGGGAGAGGAAGCCUGUACAAUCUCUUUUCAGGAGAUCUUGGAGGAAAUGGUCUCAGUUUCUUCAGCGUGUGAGCCAGGGCGAGAGGCUUUGCCUUCGUACUUCCAGACAGGAGCUGGAAUGGUUCCAGAGCCAGGAUGCCUCUAGAGACAACAUGGAGAGCAUUUCUGGAGGAGGUAACUUCUGAAGAUGAAAUAGGGGUACAUUUGAAAGUGAAAUGAGGAUUCUUCUGGAGAUAGACUUGUUUUGUUUUGUUUUAAGAUGAAGCUUUUCUACAUCCCAAGUAUUGCCAGACGUAAUGUUUCUGAGAAUGGAGCCGUUCUAGCGAUAAGUGGCAGUGCCCCUGGAUGUAGAGUGUUUGAGGAGGAUGCUGGAGUAUUUCUGGAAACAGUGGGGACUUCUGGAUUUUAGGUCCUUCUGGAUGUAAAAUGAGCAUCUGGAGAUGGGAUGGCGCCUUCUAGAAAGCUGCUUAAAGUUGGGGUGGAGCUGUUAUGGAGAGCAUUGACGUUUCUGGAGAUGUAUCAUACUUGAAGAUAAAGAUGCUUCUGGACAGAAAUAAACCACUUCUGGAGAUGGCUCAUGUGGACCUAAGGGAUUCCUGGGUUAAAAGGAAGCAUUCCUAAAGAGAAAACGGGUCAUUCUCAGACAGUGCUUUUGAAUCAAGGGUAGUAAUUUCUUGAAGAUGAGGAGUGUUCAAACAGGGUGUUCAAAGGCCUCUUAAUAGAUGAAAAGGUCUCAAAGGAUCCAGAGACCCCCGUUUCUCAUACUCACGUUCUAUGGAGGUGGGUCAGAGGUGCAGAGACCAGUAUUGCCCUUGUCUUCCUUUAGGCCAGCAUAAGAACUCCAUCAAGGAAGACCCAAGAUCUCCCAGUCCUGUUUUUGGGGUACACAUCCCAUCUCAGUAUGCCCAGGUGACCUUCACCAUGGUAUAGCCAGUGCCCAGUGUUAGAUUUCAUUUAAUUAAGUUUUGUUAGAGUCAGCUGAAGCUCCCUUUAUGGCCUCCUGCAACUGGGAGCCUCUACUCUUUGUCUACCCCCAGCCUCCUGUUCCUUUGGGCACUCAUGAGGCAGGAAAAUGGGCGGGGACUGCAAGAGUGACCUUAAGAAAAGGUCCAGCUGCUUGCUCUGGCUUGGGGGUACCUCUUCUCUUUUCAGACACUGAGGCCCAUCCCCACUUGAGCUGGCCUGGAGCCCUUUAGUAAUUAUUUCUCUGCUUUAAUUGAAAUUUCAGCCUCAAUGAGCCUGCUUCAGAAGUAUGAGGAGGUAUCGACCCUGUAUCAGCCUGAGGUGUCCCUACCCUGCCCCAGAAAGAAGGUAGUAAAAGAAAAAGGUGCCAGGCUGCAGUCCCAGGAGAAGGUCUAGGUGGGUGGCCUCAGGACAGUCAAGGCAGACUGCUCUGCAUAGAUAAGACUUCUUGUCCCUGGUGGAUUAGGAGAUGUUUAGAGUAAGCAAGCUGGCCAAGAAAUAGAGGGAUGAAUGAUUGGGGCAGCCUGAGGAAGUAGGGUCUCAGGAAAGCAUGUGUGUGCCAUCUAUUCAUUUGACAGGGAUCUAGGGGAAGGGUGGGCUGAUACUCAGGUAGUGCUUGAUAGCUGAUGGCAACAGGCCCAGUUCCUGGCUCAGGGCUGAGGAAAGCAUUGUGGAUAGGGUGAGCUGCCUGGGGAACUGUAAAAAGCCUGUUUUCCUUACUGCAUGGGGCUAGAUACUUCAUGGGUUCUAUCUUCUCCUUUUUCCUCAUCUUGGGUGGUCCCUGAGCUGGGCCUGUCUACUGAGGGAGGAAGAACAAGGAACUCAGGGAAAUACUGCUCCUGAAGAAGGGCCUUUUAAAUGGGUGUGGUGGUACAUACCUUUAAUCCUUGUGCCUCAGGAGGCAGAGGCAGAUGGAUCUCUGUGAGUUCCAAGCCAUUCUGUUCUAUAUAGCAAGUUCCUGGCCAGGGCUACAUAGUGAGACCCUGUUUCAAACAAAACAAGAAGAGCCUGCUGAUCUUAGUCGUAUUUGUUUGGACAUAGGAAAGCUACUGUGCAUAGCCCUCACUGCAUCCACACUGGUCCCCAGAAACUGCAGGAGUUCCAGAGAACCUGUAUUGGCCCAUGGAUCUCAGUCUUCUUAUCUGGGAAGUGGGUCAGUUUGGCAGUUGUUAGAACUAAAAUGACCUGCAAAAUACCCAUAGCUGCAAGUACCAUUAACACAUGCCUGGCACCUCUCAUACAGUUGGCGUGGGGCAGCUGCAGUCCUUGGUGCUAUUUCUCAGAUGGUGUCUUCCUGGUACCUAGGAAUCAUCUGGACACAAGCACCCUGAUUAGAGCUGCUCCAUCCACCCCAGCAGAGGGGUUGUUUUGUGCCAAGGAAGACCGAGGCAGUUGGAGUGAAAAAGUAUGAAGGGGUCAAGGGAGGUUGCUUAUUGUCUGUCCACUGGCUCCCAAACACUAGGACCAUCACACAUCAAGCUCCUGAAGCACUAGGCCGCUCAGCAUGGCUCACAGUGCUAGCUGCUUGCUCCUGGCUUUGUUCACAGCCUGUCCUUAGUGGAGUAUGUGGUAUGCCUACCCUCCAAGGGGGGAGAAGGGACAGGAAUGACUAGACAGGACAGGGCAUGUCAGCCCUCAGGAGCUGGGGAAGUGAAGACGGGCACAAAUGAAAAUGGCUGUCCCAUUAGCUGUCCUUUAUUUCAUGACUGACUGGCAGGGAGGGAAAGAAUAGGGUGAAGACAGAGUCUAAGCUGGCAAUCAGGAGAGGGGUCUCUAAGGAAAGGCAGCCAGGCCAGGGCUGCCGACUGGGCUUCUGCACCUCCAUCAGGCUGGAGUGCUUCGUUUGUUGCAGCUUGAGAGACCCCAACCUAUGGCACAUUCCAGCUCCUGUUCCUCCUUCCUCAGUAGAGCUCUGCCUUUACUCCUAAGAAUAUUUAGGUUCUACACCAUCAACCUUAUCCCAACAGACUGCUUCUUCCUUGUACUGGCCAGGCUAGAGACUGAAUCAGUUGGUGAUGACCAGAGGCUGCCAGGGUGGAUCCAAGGCACUAGCCCUACUGCCAGUCAGCUGCUAGAGCUAACCUCUUUACUGCUGCUGCAGAUAGGGCUGUGGCUAUGGGGCCCUCCUCAUGCACAGAACCACCAGCUGAGCUGACAUGACUCACUGGUGCAGGCAGCUCUGCUUCCCACUAUAGGGAGGGUGGUAGAAACCUCCAGAUGCUGUGUCCCCACCCCAUGAACCCAUGCCAGAAGGGACAAUCAGGGUUAGAGGUUAGUGUCUUGAGUGAGUGGGUGCUCACUAAAUUGGGCUAGACCUUGUGCCCAGACCCCUGGUUUGGUGUCUACCUAGGAGAGCUUUGUGAACAUCCAGGGGAAGGUGUUUUGUGGGUGGGUCACACUGAACAGAAUUCUGUGCGCUAUGCUGCUCCCAUGGUCCAGGUCCCGCUGAAGAAAACGUUUGCCAUGCAUGGGUUGUCUGUCUUUCUGGUCAUCCAGAGAACCCUUGUGUUUCAGGGCCAGCAAUGUGCUGCUUUCUCAGAAAUGCCACCCAGAGACACCUCCUCUGCACCCUGACCCAGCCAUCUCCAGAAAGUUGGAGGUCCUAUUCCCUCCUAUGGCUGCCCACCUCCAUCAGCAGAAAACUGGCUCAUGCUCUCACUCCUGGAGCUGCCCAGAUAACCGGCCCGAGUCAUGCAGUCUUUUCGAGAAAGGUGUGGUUUCCAUGGCAAACAGCAAAACUACCCACAAACCUCACAGGAGACAUCGCGCCUGGAGAACUACAGGCAGCCAGGUCAGGCUGGGCUCAGCUGUGAUCGGCAGUCUUCAGACCUGGGGGGGCCCACAGCCACCACCUCCCCAGCCGCAGCCUUUGCCAGGAGCAGUGAGCAAGUAUGAGGAGAACUUGAUGAAGAAGACGGUGGUGCCCCCAAACAGGCAGUACCCUGAGCAGGGCCCCCAACUCCCCUUCCGGACUCUGAGCCUGCAUGCCCCCCCACCACAGCCUCAGCAGCCCCUGGCUUACCCCAAACUCCAAAGGCAGAAACCACAGAGUGACCUUGCCUCACGACUGCCCUUCCCCCAGAGCAGCCACUUCCCCAAGCAUUCCCAGUCCUUCCCUGCCUCUUCCACCUUCGCCCCAGCAGUGCAGGGCAGUGGGCAGGGGGCGCACUCAUACAAGAGUUGCACAGCACCAUCUGCCCAGCCUCACGACAGGCCAAUGAGUGCCAAUGCCAGCCUGGCCCCAGGGCAGCGGGUCCAGAAUCUUCACGCUUACCAAUCAGGCCGCCUUGGCUAUGAGCAGCAGCAGCAAGCACUUCAAGGCCGGCACCACACCCAGGAAACUCUCCACUACCAGAACCUCGCCAAGUACCAACACUAUGGACAGCAAGGCCAGGGCUACUGUCCACCAGACACAGCUGUCAGGACUCCAGAACAGUAUUACCAGACCUUCAGCCCUAGCUCCAGCCACUCCCCUGCACGUUCUGUGGGUCGCUCCCCUUCCUAUAGCUCCACCCCAUCACCACUGAUGCCCAAUCUGGAGAACUUCCCCUAUAGCCAGCAGCCGCUUAGCACUGGGGCCUUCCCCACUGGCAUCACAGACCACAGCCACUUUAUGCCCUUGCUCAAUCCAUCCCCAACAGAUGCUGCCAGUUCUGUGGACCCCCAGGUCAGCAACUGCAAGCCCCUGCAAAAGGAGAAGCUUCCCGACAACUUGCUGUCGGACCUCAGCCUGCAGAGCCUCACAGCACUUACCUCACAGGUGGAAAACAUCUCCAACACUGUGCAGCAGCUCUUGCUGUCCAAAGCUGCCAUGCCACAGAAGAAGGGGGUUAAGAGCCUUGUGUCUAGGACUCCAGAGCAGCACAAGAGCCAGCACUGUAGCCCCGAGGGCAGUGGCUACUCAGCUGAGCCAGCAGGCACACCACUGUCUGAGCCGCCAAGCAGCACACCCCAAUCCACUCAUGCUGAGCCACAAGACACUGACUACCUGAGUGGCUCCGAGGACCCACUAGAGCGCAGCUUCCUCUACUGCAGCCAGGCCCGUGGCAGUCCUGCCAGGGUCAACAACAACUCCAAGGCUAAGCCUGAAUCAGUGUCCACCUGUUCUGUGACCUCACCUGACGACAUGUCCACCAAGUCUGACGACUCUUUCCAGAGCCUGCACAGUACCCUGCCACUGGAUAGCUUCUCCAAAUUUGUGGCCGGCGAGCGGGACUGCCCACGGCUGCUGCUCAGUGCCCUGGCACAGGAAGAUCUGGCCUCUGAGAUCCUGGGGCUUCAGGAAGCCAUCGUUGAGAAGGCUGACAAGGCCUGGGCUGAGGCUUCCAGCCUGCCCAAGGACAAUGGUAAACCUCCCUUCUCACUGGAGAACCACAGCACCUGCCUAGACACUGUGGCCAAGACUUCAUGGUCACAGUCAGGGGAACCAGAAACCCUACCUGAGCCCUUGCAGCUGGACAAGGGUGGUAGCACCAAGGACUUCAGCCCAGGACUGUUUGAAGACCCUUCUGUGGCCUUUGCCACCACUGACCCGAAGAAGACAACCAGUCCCCUGUCCUUUGGCACCAAGCCUUUGCUUGGAGCUGCCACUCCAGACCCUACCCCGGCAGCAUUUGACUGCUUUCCAGACACAACCACUGCCAGCUCGGUGGACAGUGCCAAUCCCUUUGCCUGGCCAGAGGAGAACCUGGGUGAUGCUUGUCCCCGCUGGGGCCUCCACCCUGGUGAGCUCACCAAGAGCUUGGAGCAGGGUGUAAAAGCCUCAGACAAUGUGGGCAAGGCAGAUGCACAUGAGGCCUCUGCCUGCUUGGGCUUCCAGGAAGACCAUGCCAUUGGGAAACAAGCAGCUACUCUGUCUGGGGACUUCAAACAGCAGGAGGCAGAUGGAGUGAAGGAGGAAGUAGGUGGGUUGCUGCAGUGCCCUGAGGUGGGCAAAGCUGACCAGUGGCUGGGAGACAGCCAGCAUUGCUGUUCCUCCACUGACUUUGGGGACCUGCCACUGUUGCCACCCCCUGGCAGAAAGGAGGACCUGGAGGCCGAAGAGGAGUACUCUUCCUUGUGUGAACUGUUGGGUAGCCCUGAGCAGAGGCCUAGCCUGCAGGACCCAUUGUCCCCCAAGGCUCCGCUGAUUUGCACCAAGGAGGAAGCAGAGGAGGUGCUGGACACCAAGGCUGGUUGGGCUUCCCCAUGUCACCUCUCUGGGGAGCCUGCUGUCCUGCUGGGCCCCUCUGUGGGUGCCGAAUCCAAGGUCCAGAGCUGGUUUGAGUCUUCACUGUCACAUAUGAAGCCAGGAGAAGAUGGGCCAGAGAUGGAGAGAGCCCCAGGUAGUUCCACCACUUCAGAAGGCUCCCUGGCCCCAAAGCCUAACAAGCCUGCUGUGCCUGAGGUGCCCAUUGCGAAGAAAGAGCCUGUGCCACGGGGUAAAAGUUUACGGAGCCGGCGGGUACAGCGAGGGCUGCCUGAGGCUGAAGACUCUCCGUGCAGGGUACCAGCACUUCCCAAAGACCUCUUGCUCCCAGAGUCCUGCACAGGACCCCCCCAGGCACAGGCAGAAGGGGCUGGAGCCCCAGGUCGGGGGCUAUCAGAAGGGCUCCCCAGAAUGUGCACUCGCUCUCUUACAGCUCUGAGUGAGCCCCAAACUCCUGGACCUCCAGGCCUGACCACUACCCCCACACCUCCUGACAAACUGGGAGGCAAACAGCGAGCUGCCUUCAAGUCUGGCAAGCGGGUAGGAAAACCAUCACCCAAGGCUGCAUCCAGCCCCAGCAACCCUGCUGCCCUGCCUGUUGCCUCGGACAGUAGCCCCAUGGGCUCCAAGACGAAGGAGCCAGACUCUCCCAGCAUCCCUGGCAAAGACCAGCGUUCCAUGGUCCUUCGGUCUCGCACCAAACCCCAGCAGGUCUUCCAUGCCAAACGGCGGCGGCCCUCAGAGAGCCGGAUCCCAGAGUGUCGUGCCACCAAGAAACUCCCUGCCACAAACCACUUACCCACUGCAUUCAAGGUCUCCAGUGGGCCCCAGAAGGAAGGCUGGGUGAGCCAGCGGGUCAAAGUACCCAAGCCUGGUACAGGGAGCAAGCUUUCAGAUCGGCCUCUCCAUGCACUCAAAAGGAAGUCAGCUUUCAUGGCUCCUGUCCCCACCAAAAAGCGAAGCCUCAUCCUUCGCAGCAGCAGUGGGAGUGGGGCAGACGGGAGGGAGGAGAGGCCGGAGAGCUCUCCUGGUCUCUUGAGGAGGAUGGCCUCACCCCAGAGGGCCAGGCCCAGAGGCAGUGGGGAGCCACCCCCACCCCCAUCCCUGGAGCCACCUGCCGUGUGCGUGGGGUUGGCUACACCAUCAUCCCUGCCCAGUGCUGUGAGGACCAAGGUGCUGCCACCCCGAAAGGGCCGUGGCCUCAAGCUGGAGGCCAUAGUGCAGAAGAUCACCUCACCUGGUCUCAAAAAACUUGCAUGCAGAGUAGCAGGGGCUCCUCCUGGGACACCCCGGAGCCCAGCCCUGCCUGAGAAACAGACAGGGGGCAGCCCAGCUGGGGCAGAAGAGGGCCUAGGAGGAAUGGGCCCUGGGCAGAUGCUACCAGCAGCUUCAGGAGCUGACACAUUGUGCAGAAAUCCAGCCAGCAGGUCCCUAAAAGGCAAACUCUUGAGUAGUAAGAAACUGUCCUCUACUGCUGACUGUCCUAAAGCUGAGGCCUUCAUGUCCCCAGAGACUCUGCCAUCCCUAGGGACUGCUCGGGCACCGAAGAAAAGGAGCCGGAAAAGCAGGACUGGGGCCUUGGGACCCUCUAAAGGCCCGUUGGAAAAGCGGCCCUGUCCUGGCCAAACUCUGAUCCUUGCAACCCAUGACAGGGCCAGCAGCACUCAGGGUGGAGGUGAGGACAGCUCCAGUGGAGGAGGCAAGAAGCCAAAGACAGAGGAGCUGGGACUGGCCUCCCAGCCCCCUGAAGGCCGGCCCCAGCAGCCCCAGACAAGGGCACAGAAGCAGCCAGGUCAAGCCAGCUAUAGCAGCUAUUCAAAGCGGAAGCGCCUCAGCCGUGGCCGGGCUAAGACCACCCAUGCUUCACCCUGUAAGGGACGUGCCACCCGGAGACGGCAGCAGCAGGUACUGCCCCUGGAUCCUGCAGAGCCUGAAAUCCGACUCAAAUACAUUUCCUCUUGUAAAAGGCAGAGGGCAGACAGCCGCACCCCAGCCUUCUCGCCCUUUGUGCGGGUGGAGAAGCGAGACGCAUACACCACCAUUUGCACUGUUGUCAACUCCCCAGGGGAUGAGCCCAAGCCUCACUGGAAGCCAUCCUCCUCUGCUGCCUCCUCCUCCUCCUUAGAACCAGCUGGGGCCUCUCUGACCGCGUUCCCUGGAGGCCCUGUGCUGCAGCCCAGGCCCUCCCUGCCCCUCUCCUCCACCAUGCAUCUGGGGCCUGUGGUAUCCAAGGCCCUCAUUACCUCUUGCCUUGUCUGCUGCCUCUGCCAAAACCCGGCCAACUUCAAGGACCUUGGGGACCUCUGUGGCCCCUACUACCCUGAACACUGCCUCCCCAAAAAGAAACCAAAACUCAAGGAGAAGGUGCGGCUGGAGUGCGCCUUUGAGGAGACCUCUCUGCCUCUUGAGAGAACAUUGAAAGGCCUGGAAUGUGCAGCCAGCACCAUCACCACCAUCACCACCACCACAACCCUGGGGAGGCUGUCCAGGCCUGAUGGCCCAGCUGACCCCGCCAAGCAGGGCUCCCUGCGCACCAGUGCCCGGGGCCUGUCGCGGCGGCUGCAGAGUUGCUAUUGCUGUGAUGGUCAGGGGGACGGGGGUGAGGAGGUGGCCCCAGCUGACAAGAGCCGUAAACAUGAAUGCAGCAAAGAGGCCCCUGCAGAGCCUGGUGGGGACACCCAGGAACACUGGGUACAUGAGGCCUGUGCUGUGUGGACCAGCGGGGUGUACCUGGUGGCCGGGAAGCUCUUUGGGCUGCAGGAGGCCAUGAAGGUAGCUGUGGACAUGCCAUGUUCCAGCUGUCAUGAAGCCGGGGCGACCAUCUCGUGCUCCUAUAAAGGAUGUAUCCACACCUAUCACUACCCUUGUGCCAAUGACACAGGUUGUACAUUCAUUGAGGAGAAUUUUACUUUGAAGUGCCCCAAACAUAAGUACCCUCUAGGCAGAUGUGCUGCUGUCCCAAAACACCACCUUGGGUUCCAGGGACUGCCACUCUCUCGGCUCAUGGGUGGGGACAGUGCUAGACUUCGUGUACAAACCUGUGUACCCCUCUAUAUAUAUGUUAUAUAGAAUGUAUAUAUGUUGGGAACAUGCUCGCUUCUGUGUGUCGCUGCUAUGCGUCGUGUGCUCCACAGCACAGAGCCCUAACCUGGCCUUGGGCGGGGUAGGGGCUACAGUGAUGUCCCUUCCCUAUGCAACCACCAUCACCACCGACACCACCAUGGCCAGUACCCACCUGUCCGUUUGUGUUCUCAGCUCUGUCCACGCUUCAAUAGGCCUGAUGCAGACCCCCUUUCCCUGCAACUUCCUGUACAUACGACUGUAAAAUGGUAAACGUGUGUAUUAUAUCUGGCCUCGUUAUAUAGUGUAUAUAUAUGUAUACAUAUACAUAUAUAUAAUAUAUAUGAAGACUGUAAAUGUUAAGACAACUAGUGUUCUUAUUAGUAUAUUGCUUCACACUGAAGAUUGUGUGUAUCGAGCUGUUUCUAAAAGAUGUUUAUUUUCCUUAAGAGUUAAAAAAAAAAAAAAAAACAGUCAUUGCAU
Cricetulus griseus (Chinese hamster) is the source of this 13133-nucleotide messenger RNA. The record is from RefSeq and is a predicted model, not a curated record. NCBI's taxonomy places the organism in Eukaryota, Metazoa, Chordata, Mammalia, Rodentia, Cricetidae.